AUGCCUCAGAUACAAUGCUCUGAACGAACAGGUUUAAUAUUCAACGGUUCUGAUAGCGCGCAGCAAAUGAAUAUAACUAUAUCAGGACUUCUUGUAAGCAACAGCUUUAUCAGCUUCCAAGACUCGUCCGUUUAUGUUCAUGGUUGUAAAUUCCAAGACAGCGUACGUGGUGUGGAAAUCAAUAUUUCUGACGGGAUGUUUGUGAACAUUCAGAUUGUAAAUUCAUCCUUCUCUAGGAACAGCAAAUGUAUCUCUGUAAAUGUCAACAGUAAAAGCAGUUCUUUUCAACGAACUCAAGUAACGUUUAAGAUUGAAAGUUCCCUUUUUGAAGACAACUUUUUGUCAGAUGACGGGAAAGUUAUAUCAUUUGCUGCAUUAUCUUUAACUAAACGAUCUGUAAGUUGUAAUGUGAUCUUGGAAAGCACAGUGUUUCACCGAAACAUGCUUAGUCCGAAAGGUCUCAUUUGGGUAGAUACGAGAAAAGCCAGCCAGUUCAUUAAACUUCAGAAUGUGACUUUUAUUGACAAUUAUGGUUCGUCGCACCAAGCUCUUAUGAUGGGUGGUUACAGUGAAUGGAACGUUAACAGCAACGACCUAACAAUUUCAGUCAAUUCAAGCACCUUCGAAAGUCAACAUGCGCGGUCUUUCAAUAUCAUUGCCUCCAACAUUUCGGUAGCCAUCUAUAACUCCAGUUUUACUGGCCAAAGGGUGAUCGGGAGUGGUGGAGCCAUAUGCUUGAGAGGAAAUUAUCUUCAUACGUUUAACGUGUAUAAUUCGUUUUUUGUAAAUACAGCUGCAUAUCAAGGUGGAGCAAUUUCCAUUGAAUGUGCCAAUUUUCACAAGGUUAGUUUCUUCGAUAACAGUUUCACCAACAACACUGCGAAAAAUGGUAAAGGGGGAGCGCUUUAUAUUUACACAUCAGGGUCAAUCUACAACAAUUCUCGGUACUCGACAGACGACCAUAAUAGCGUGCAAUACAGUAUUCGACGAGACGCGCUAUUUCACUUGGGCGUCACUAACUGUGUUUUUAUCAACGGUAGCAGUUCCGAUGGGGGAGGAGGUAUACAUAUCAAGGCCACGAAGGUUUUGAUGAGACUGCGUCACUCUGCGUUCAUUGGCUGUUCCAGUAACGCACAAAGGCAUGGAGGAGGAGGGGCUUUAAUAGAUGUAUUAACGUCGGACCCAAAAAGAAAGCUGGUCAAAGAUUUACUUUUGAUUGUAGAAGGUUCCCGUUUUGAGCGGUGUAGACAGGCGCUGAAGACUACUGACAUAACUGGGGGCUCAUUGAGUGUUUUAGCAAAUGCAACCCAAAUACGAAUUUUUAUAAAUAACAGCGAUUUUAUUUCUAAUCAUAGACGUGCUGUUGCUGUUUACUCCCUAUACAAUUUGACAAAAAGCGUCAGCAAUGUUACAGUUAAUAACUCUGUCUUCUUACACAAUAAUGGAACACCUAUCGUCAUAUUAAUUUUGAAAGAAAGCAAUAUCGUUUUUGAAAACGUUACCAUAGAGUCUAAUAGCGGAGGAUACUAUGGGGGCGCUUUUAUCCGUCUUAAUGCAACUCUUAGCAUACUCGGAUCUCGAUUCUUAAAAAAUAGAGGCUCUUAUGGCGGAGCGCUAGCAGUGAUCUUGAGUAAACUGAGAGUGUUUGAUUCCGUUUUUGACGGCAAUCAUGCCCGGAUCGACUAUUUGGGUCCACUUAAAAAGGGAAUGGGAUUUGGAGGCGCCAUGAAUAUCUUCGGUAACCAAGGACAGUCCUUAUCUAUUGAAAUAUAUAACGCUACAUUCAAGAAUUGUUCUGCUAGUCUCGAAGGAGGUGCUAUUUCUAUAAAAGCCACAGAUUCCGCGUAUGUCAACGUUAAAAUCAAAGGAUCUAAAUUCUCGCAGAACUCAGUUUUUGCGCCGAAUGAAAAUAGCUACGGAGGGGCAGUGAUCAUCUUUGUAGGAACAGACACCGAAGUUGUUCCACAAUGUUUCCCACUAGAUAUAUUUUGGUCAUGCAAGCCUCGUGGUAACAGGAACUUUCGCUUAUGGGAUUACAGAAGUUAUUUUCUUUUUGAAAAUACAACGUUUGUGAGAAAUGCUGCAGUUAUGGGUGGCGCGAUAUAUUUAAAAUACGGAAACGCAACAUUUCGAAAUUGCUUCUUCAGUGACAAUUUCGCAGCAGACCUUGGCGGUCACAUAUACAUUGGAACUGGUUCAUCCAGCCUUCAUUUGCAAAGCACUGUUUUCAAUCAAACUAUAAACCAGUUGCAGCUAGUGGGAGAAAGGUACACCAUAGGGUCUUUUCUUCACGCUGAAACUUCAGGAGCACUUGUUUUUCACAACACCACAAUGGACGCUAAACGAAUGCAUGACAGCAUCAUAACUAGUACUCUCUUGCUGGUUCGGAAUGGUGGAUUGAUAGAUCUUGGAGACAAUAAUUUGACAAGGUUUUAUUGUCCACUUGGUAUGAAGAUGGAUAUUACUAAUUUUACAACUUGUGAAGUACAAACGAUAAAUGACACAUGCAGUAUCGCAGUAGACAUUCGCUCUCUACGAUAUUACUGUUUGACAUGUCCACAGGGAAAGUAUAGUCUGAAUCGGGGAGGUGCCUUUGGAAACGAGUUAAUACCAGGAUUUCAGUGUCUACCGUGCCCGUUUGGAGCAAACUGUUCUGAAAAUAUAAUCGCCAAAAAUAACUUUUGGGGCUUUGAAGAACAGGAUACCAUUUCAACGCUACAAUUUACCUUGUGUCCCUUGGGUUACUGUCGCUCACCUGAUAUAAACGAUUACCCUGAAUAUAAUGGUUGUCAGGGUUACCGUUCUGGUAAAUUAUGCGGACAGUGUAGUGACGCCUACUCGGAGACACUUUACUCCACACACUGCAGACCUUCACAAGAGUGUAACGAUUACUGGUUUUGGCCUGUCUCGUUACUAUAUGUAUUGGUUAUGGCACUGUAUUUUACAUUUAGGCCUCCUUUUGCGGCCUGGACCACGCGCCAAAUAUUCUGGUUUAAAAAAGAUUAA
Molecule: messenger RNA, 3006 nt
Organism: Porites evermanni
Lineage: Eukaryota; Metazoa; Cnidaria; Anthozoa; Scleractinia; Poritidae
Source: the annotation of a GenBank genome assembly